Molecule: messenger RNA, 1617 nt
Organism: Hirsutella rhossiliensis
Lineage: Eukaryota; Fungi; Ascomycota; Sordariomycetes; Hypocreales; Ophiocordycipitaceae
Product: phosphoglucomutase/phosphomannomutase, alpha/beta/alpha domain I
Exons: 2
Coding region: 1-1617 (538 amino acids)
Biological process (GO): UDP-N-acetylglucosamine biosynthetic process; carbohydrate metabolic process
Molecular function (GO): phosphoacetylglucosamine mutase activity; magnesium ion binding
Source: RefSeq, a predicted model, not a curated record
AUGGACGACAAAAUCCUUGCGGCUUCGGCCAAGCACCCCAUUACCCCCGGCCACGCGUACAGCUACGGCACGGCCGGCUUUCGCAUGAGGGCCGACUUGCUGCCCGGCGUCUCCUUCCGCGUCGGCCUCCUCGCCAGCCUUCGCAGCCGCAAGCUUGGCGGCCAGGCCAUCGGCGUCAUGGUCACCGCCAGCCACAACCCAGCCGCCGACAACGGCGUCAAGAUUGUCGACCCAAUGGGCGAGAUGCUCGAGCAGGAGUGGGAGGCCUAUGCCACCCACCUCGUCAACUGUCCCUCUGACCAGGCCCUGCUCGACACCUACAAAGCGUUGGCCGCCCAACUCAAGAUCGACACCGGCGCUCUCGCCCGAGUCGUCUAUGGCCGCGACACUCGUCCCUCUGGCCACCGCCUCGUCGCUGCUCUCGCCGAUGCCCUGGACGCCACAAACACCGACCACACCGACUACAAGAUCCUGACAACACCCCAACUACACUAUCUGACCCGCUGCGUAAACACCGAGGGCACCCCCAAGUCGUACGGCCAUGCCAGCGAGGCCGGCUACUACCAAAAAUUCUCGGAUGCCUUUGUCCGAGCCCUGCGGGGCAGGAAGAUUCAAGGCCAGCUGACCGUCGACUGCGCCAACGGUGUGGGCGGGCCUAAGCUGUCGGAGCUGCUCAAGGUUAUCCCCAAAGAUGUCACAGGCUUCGACGUCAAAGUGGUCAACGAUGACGUCCUUCGACCCGAGGUCCUCAACCUCGAGUGCGGUGCCGACCACGUCAAGACCAAGCAGCGAGCGCCCCAGGGCCCUAAGCCGGUCCCGAGCGCCCGGUGCUGCUCCUUCGACGGGGACGCGGAUCGUCUCAUCUACUACUGGGUCGACCCCGACACGGGCUUUUUCAUGCUUGAUGGCGACCGCAUCUCGUCUCUCAACGCGUCCUUCAUCGGCGACCUUGUCCGCUCCGCCGGUCUGGAGGAUGACCUUCGCAUCGGCGUGGUCCAGACCGCCUACGCCAACGGCGCGAGCACAAGCUACAUCGAGAAGCAUCUGCAGCUCCCCGUCGUCUGCACCCCCACGGGCGUCAAGCACCUGCAUCACGCGGCCUGCCAGUUUGACAUUGGCGUCUACUUCGAGGCCAACGGCCACGGCACCGUCGUCUUCUCGCAGGAGGCGAUGCGCAUCUUCCGGGAAAAGGAGCCGCAGUCCCCCGCCCAAAAGGAUGCGCUCGAGACCCUGACGGCCGUCGGCGACCUCGUCAACCAGACCGUCGGCGACGCCAUCACCGACAUGCUCAUGGUCGAGGUGAUUCUCGCCCAUAAGGGCUGGACCCUCAAGGACUGGGCCAUGACGUACACGGACCUGCCCAACCGUCUCGUGCGUGUCGAGGUCGGUAACAAGGACCUCUUCAAGGCUACCGACGCCGAGCGCCGCCUCAGCCAUCCGCCCGGUGUGCAGGACGAGAUUGACCAGGUCGUGCGUAAGUAUACGACGGCCCGCUCCUUUGCUCGCGCCAGCGGCACCGAAAACGCGUGCCGCGUGUACGCCGAGGCGGCGACCCGGUCCGAGGCGGACGAGCUGGCGAACAAGGUGGCCCAGCUUGUGAAGCAAUUUGGGUCGUAG